AUGGAUAGAUUUACAUUUUUAGACGUACUACGCAUCAUUGGCGGUCUACUCUUUUUCAAUGCUCUACUAUCGUACUGGUUCACGUCGGAUCCGACCUGGGGCUACCAUGGAAAAUACUUGAAUUGGAGGUUUUACCUCCACCAAUUACACGGAGAACAAACUUUAACAUUACAGCAAUUGUCACAGUAUGACGGGUCCCAUGGAUCGAUAUUCUUAGCUAUCAAUGGCAGUGUAUUUGAUGUAAGUUCGAACCGUGCAGUUUAUGGACCUGGUGGUGGAUAUCACCAACUUGUUGGGAAAGAUGCAGCAAGAGUUUAUGUUACCGGAUGUUUCCUGAAACCGGAUGAGUACACCCACGACCUAAGAGGAUUGGAUCCCGAGGAGUGUGAAAAGGACAUUACUGGAUGGCAGAGAUUUUUCCAUAACCACAAGAAUUAUUGGUAUGUUGGGCAGGUAAAGUUGGAUUACGAUUUCCAGGGAGAGCCACCCGAGCCAUGCAAACACGUGAAAUUCCCACUGUCGUAA
Molecule: messenger RNA, 525 nt
Organism: Lodderomyces elongisporus
Lineage: Eukaryota; Fungi; Ascomycota; Pichiomycetes; Serinales; Debaryomycetaceae
Exons: 1
Coding region: 1-525 (174 amino acids)
Cellular component (GO): endomembrane system; membrane
Source: RefSeq, a predicted model, not a curated record